UCCUCAGCUCCAGACAACAACAACGUCCUAUCGCGUAAAAAUGUCGAAUUUCAACACGGAUAGUAGCGUUGCUAUUGAUCAGGAUUUUUACGAGAGUAGCUACAGCUAUGUUGACCAGAAAGAGCAGCCCUAUGGCGGAUACAGCUACGGUCAACAGUAUCCAGAUUAUGGACAAACAGCCCAACAGGUACCGACCUUCAAUUCCUAUCCUUCUGCAUCGCAUACCCAAGGGUUUUACGACUCGUCGUCGUAUGACUAUGGAGGGAACUAUUCUUACGAUUACGGAGCUUCGGGGCCCACGACUAUGAGUUCAAGUGGAAGGGGAGGCUACGGAAUGGAAGGAUCGAUGAAACCGCGACAGACAAGCGAAGACUACACGAGUUUUGAAGACGAACCUCCACUUCUGGAAGAACUCGGAAUCAAUUUUGAACAUAUCUGGCUAAAGACCCUAUCUGUUUUAAACCCAUUGCAACACACAGAAGCCAACAUCAUGGAUGAUACAGAUCUUGCAGGUCCACUGGUGUUUUGCUUGGCAUUUGGUGGAUGUCUUCUAUUGUCUGGCAAAGUACAUGGGUUUGGCUACAUAUAUGGAGUUGGUCUGCUUGGCUGCCUUGCUAUGUACGCCAUUCUGAAUCUGAUGAGCAUGACUGGAGUUGAUUUUGGCUGUGUUAUUAGUGUUCUUGGAUAUUGCCUUCUACCUAUGGUCAUUUUGUCCUGUAUCUCAAUUCUUCUCUCAUUACAGGGAAUCCUUGGCACUCUCUUGACAGCAACGACGAUAGGUUGGUGCAGUUUGUCAGCGUCAAAGCUGUUUGUGACAGUGCUUGCCAUGGAUGCUCAGCAACUACUUGUUGCUUAUCCUUGUGCUCUGCUGUACGGUGUGUUUGCUCUUCUGACAGUUUUUUAGCAGCAAAAAACCCAUGAACUAGGCCAUGAUCAAAUUUUUUGAGUUGUUCUGCAUCAGUAGCUGGAACAAAGGAUGGUGAAUUGCAACCAAACGACUGGAGCACCAUCGUUGGGAGAUUAUAAUUUAUUGUUCAAUAGGGUUUAUCAUAGGCCCAUAUACACAUCCACUUAUUGGUGUUUCUGGCCCCAACUUGAAGCAACAAGGAAUGAAUGAUUCAGAAGGCUGGCAUGUCAUGAGCAGAAGCGAUUUAUUGAUAGUUUUGCUACAAAUUUAAACUGGGUAUUACUACUGGCGUAUAUUUGUGUAUAAAUUAACUUUGGCAGGGUAAAAAAGUGUUAUCAUGAAUUUAACCUUUUUCAUAAGGCAUACUCUGAUGUACUUACGCACAAUUGCAGCAUUCUUUCUGCCAACAAACCUAAGAGGAGGCGUGCGGCAUUCACUUGAUCUUUUCAUGUUUCGUACAUUUUAGCAGGAUAAAAAUCAAACAAUCUAGCAGACAAAUAUACCCCGUCCACAAAGAUUUUUGUUGGGAAAAAGCAGUCACUGUUAUCAAUAGCUAGAAAAGAUUGGCUAGGUUAUAUAACUUUGAAAUAAGGAGUUUGCCAUUGGUUUGCUCUCUUUCUAACAUAGUUAUACCUGAUAAAGAGAGACUUAAAACAGUGGACAAAAGAUACAAGGGAGAAAGGAGUUCUCUUGCAGUACAGUGUAUUGUGUAUACUGAAAAAUUUGCGAAGGUUUCUUUCUGCGCGGACUAUCCGCAAAAAUUGAAACCUGCAGAAUUUUCAUAGAACAUAGCUAGUGUAUUUCUUUACUAAAUAACUCAGUUAUUAAAAAGUUAAUUCUCGUGAUUUGAUUCGCGUUGUAAAAAGGAUGUUGUGAAUAAAAGAUUACAUUAUUAUCAA
Messenger RNA from Pocillopora verrucosa, 1806 nucleotides. RefSeq names its product protein YIPF5. The record is from RefSeq and is a predicted model, not a curated record. Gene Ontology annotation, cellular component: trans-Golgi network; membrane. Lineage: Eukaryota; Metazoa; Cnidaria; Anthozoa; Scleractinia; Pocilloporidae. Gene Ontology annotation, biological process: vesicle fusion with Golgi apparatus; endoplasmic reticulum to Golgi vesicle-mediated transport.